Messenger RNA from Aedes aegypti (yellow fever mosquito), 1848 nucleotides. RefSeq names its product zinc finger protein 664. Gene Ontology annotation, molecular function: zinc ion binding. The transcript is spliced from 4 exons. Lineage: Eukaryota; Metazoa; Arthropoda; Insecta; Diptera; Culicidae. Bases 130 to 1338 code for a protein of 402 amino acids. Gene Ontology annotation, cellular component: nucleus. The record is from RefSeq and is a predicted model, not a curated record.
UGUCACUUUUUGACAGUUCAGUCGUUCAUCGCCGACGGCAGCAGUAAACACUUUUUCGCGAAGAAAAUUUAUAUUUUAAUAUUCUACUAGUUAUAUCUAAAUUUUCUCGACCAAAGACAGGCAAAUGUUAUGCUUGCUAACAUGAGCACUUUUCAUGCAAAAAUAGAAAACAUUUGCAGGCUUUGCUUGUCCGGCGAUGACAACUUGGAAUCUAUUUUUGGUGAUAGUGGAAGUGAACUGCUGCAGACUUUAAUUUAUGACUGCACAACGGUGAAGGUUUACCAAAAGAUGGGAUAUCCAACCGCGAUAUGUGUUUCAUGUAGGUCUAAAGUAGAAGGAUUCCAUCAAUUCCGCGAGCAGUGUAUUCAAAACGAUGAAUAUCUACGAUCGACCUUCCUCGAGCCGGAAGUAGUGAUCAAAACCGAGCCUGAUAUUAUAAUCGGUCCUACAGGCGACGAGGAAGAUGAAGAUGAUGAUGACGAUAUCAAUGAAGCUGAUAUUGAAGAAUGGGAUGAGUCUGAGUCAAACGACGUCUCAGAAGAUAUGCAAAUUGAUACUAGUUCCAAUGGUGUAGAAAUUCCUAUCCAGACAAGACUAUUUACACCCAAUGAAAUUGAUUUCAGCCGUCACGCAAGCUUAGUUCCUCUGUUAAAAUGUGAAUUUUGUUCAGCUGAAUUCGCUAUUUUGGAACAGCUGGAAAAACACAUCACUAGUCACAAAGAAGAGAAAAUCUUCAAAUGUUUUUACUGUCCAAAGACAUUUCAUUUCGCGAAAAAUUUAAACAUGCACGUGGAAUACAUUCAUUCGAAGGUGAAAUACGCACAGAGAUCAACGAUCAAAGCCACUUCCAUUUCACCGAAUCGACGGGAUCGAAAUGAGACGAGUACGAGCCUAAUGGCUAGUCCAAGUGGCGUAAAUAUUAAUAACAACAUUAUUAACAGUCGGAAUGAAAAAUCAAUGCAAGUUCAGUCCCCAGUAAAUUCGAAUCGUGGACCACCCAAUCGGAUUAGUAACCACGAAUGUCAUGUUUGCCACAAAUCAUUCAGUGAUCUCCGCCAACACAUGCUCCUGCACGACGGUGAAAAGCCAUACAAAUGUGAUAUCUGUUCCAAAUCAUUUUUCAACGCAUCUACGCUGAAAACCCAUUAUCGAGUGCAUAGCGACGAGAAUCCGUUCCGCUGCACCACUUGUACCAAAGUUUUCGACAACGCUCGCAGCCUGGAACUUCACUACCGCACACACACUGGUGAACGACCAUAUUGCUGCGAUGUAUGCUUGAAAAAGUUCUCUUGCUCUUCCAAUUUAAAGCGCCAUCGAAAGUUACAUGAUAGAGAGUAAAAAAUGAUGCAAAUUAGAGCAACGUCCUUUUUUAAGGAAACAAAAUGUGUAUAUUACAGGCACCCGUGUAACUAGCAGCUAAAAGUCAUCUGCAUUUAAUCCGAUAGAUUUUCGAAGAGAAGUUUGUGCAUUUCUGCGUCAUUUAAUUACUAUACUCUUUUGGUCACUAUUUUAUGCGAAGAUCGGAUUGAGUAAGAGCUUGAGAUUUGAUCUUUUUUUUUAGCAAAACAAAACAGGAACAUAUGAAAUCGCACUAUACUGUAGAAAUAUAUUUAGUAAACAUCUGCGAUGGUAUAUUAAGCCAAGUGAAUUGUCUAAGUCAUUAUAUUUAUGUAGUUAUUUAUUAUCUAGUCGUUAUAGAAUCGAAACCGUUAAGUUGAAAACAUGUUAGUAUGUAUCGUUGAGCUUUAUGUUAAAAUGAUUAAACCAAAUUUUGCAAUACAACAAUACCUAAGUCAAAUGAACACACAUGUUGUACAUAGAAAAAAUAAAAUAAAUUAUCGAACUUAA